Heterostelium album PN500 is the source of this 2037-nucleotide messenger RNA. RefSeq lists its product as uncharacterized. The record is from RefSeq and is a predicted model, not a curated record. Gene Ontology annotation, molecular function: metalloendopeptidase activity. NCBI's taxonomy places the organism in Eukaryota, Evosea, Eumycetozoa, Acytosteliales, Acytosteliaceae. The transcript is spliced from 2 exons. Bases 1 to 2037 code for a protein of 678 amino acids.
AUGGUUGAUAAAAAAGUAAUUGUAAUUUUAACUAUUGUAAUAGUAACAUUGGUGGUUGCAGCCGUUGUUGUUCCAACCUCAAUCAUUCUAACAAGAAAUAAAGAUGAUGGUAAUGAAGUAGUGCCGACAUCGUCCAGUGAAGAACAUAAUUCCACUUCCAGUAGUGAAGCUGGUAAUCAUUCAUCAUCGUCAGAAGAUGUAGGUGGAUCAUCAAGUGAUAACACACCUACACAAACUCCUACUCAGACUCCAACACUAAAACCGGUCAAUAUCGUUUCAAACCAAGUUUCAAAGAUCAGAUAUGUACAAACCCAUGUAAUUCCAGCUGAAGGACUUAGUUGGACCCUUCCAAAAAGAAAUGCCUCGCUUCACCUCGUGGGUGUUAGAGAUACAAUGAUAUUGGUUGACUACUCCGGUACUGUUUCUGGUGUUCCACAAAUUCAAAUCUAUGCAAAAGGUGCCAGUACUGCUUCAGUAACACUCACACUAGAUCCUCCAAACAAGUUACCACCAACUGAAUCGAAUGGUACUGCCUACUCGACCACCUCCUACUCUGUAAAAAUUGCAGCCAAAUACAUUGUACCAUUCAUGAAAGUUGUUGUCAGUACUCACAGUACAGGAACAUCACUUCCAGAUGUUGGCCAAGAUUCGACAAUGCGUCUUCAAAUCCUACCAUUCUACAUGUUUGGUGCCAACGACACCAACACUGAACCAUACUCAAAGAUUAAAUUGCCAGAUCUCGAUACUCAAAAAGCAAUCUAUCAAACUUGGCCAAUCUCAGUACUCUCAAGUUCAACUCAUCCAAUUGGAAAGAUCUCCUAUCCAUUUGCAAUCAUUCCAGCUUCAGAUGGCGGACAAGCUUAUCGUAUCACCUCAUCCGACCAAAUGAGAUCCGGAUAUGUAAUGAUGUCUUGGGUACUCAGUUUACUCAGUGGAAUAAGAUCAACCAAUGGAGAAUCAGAUACCAAUAAUAUGAUCUACAGUCCAUUGUUAGCAUUGAAUGACAAACAUGAAUAUUCUGACGUUGGUGGUGGUCUUGGUGGAGGUUGGAGAGGUACUGGCGAUACUACCUACAGAGGAAUAUUCAUCCACGAAGCAGGACAUUCAUGGGGAUUGCCUCACAGUGGUGAAGCAUACGCCGAUCAAAAGUAUCCUUAUGUCAAUGGUAGUUUACUUGGUAGUCAAUGGGGAUUCGAUUUCGAUUUCAACCAAUUCCUAGAUAUCUAUAUUCCACCAACUGCAGAGUCAUACAGUGGUUGUAAAAAAUAUGCUGUCAUGAACAACGGAAAAUGUGUCAAACAAGAUGCAAUGCAAGGUGGUUCUGGUGAUCAAUCUGAUUAUCUGAGAUAUGCAACAUUCCCAGAUUUCGAUAUGGCCAUUAUGCAAGAGAAUAUGGAAGGCAUCACCGUAGACAUGGGUAAUGGUGAACAUAUUUCGAAUGGUCUGCUCAGUUAUAAUGCCGCCUCAAAGUAUUACCAGCAAUGGGAUAAAAUCGAAAAGAAAUAUAUGGAGUAUAUUAUUAAAAAUGGUAGUGACAAUGGAUUGUAUGGAACUAUCGAUGCUGGUCUUGCCUAUCAAUUGAAUGUCGAUGUCAAUCUUGUUGUCAUCCAACUUAACUAUGCAGCCAAUUCCACAUGUACCACUUGUAGCUCGAUCUAUCCACCAAUUAAAUACAAAGGUAAUUUUAGAAGAUACAUCGAUCCAAGAGAUCCAGCUCAGUUGGCAUUGAUCGUACCAAACUCUGGUGAAUUUGCAUGGUUCUGUCACUCGAGUGGAUGUGAUUUCACCCUGAGAGUUACCUUCUCUGAUAACAGUCAAUUUGUAAAGUUACUCCCAACUGGUGUAAGAAGUUGGUGGUCUCCCAAGGGACCAGUCGCAAUCGAAUACAACGACCCGAAUAAUUCUGAUAGUAUGUUGUUGUUCGUUGAAAACGUUCCAGGCACUAAGAAAAUCUCCAAGAUUGAACUACUAUCCACGCCACUCGGAUUCAAUGGAUUACCAUCAAACCCACAAGUCCUACUCAGUCAAACUUACUAA